This is a messenger RNA of Myzus persicae (green peach aphid), 1092 nucleotides long. It is a transcript of the gene bonsai, whose product is annotated as 28S ribosomal protein S15, mitochondrial. The coding region runs from base 205 to 1008 and encodes 267 amino acids. Lineage: Eukaryota; Metazoa; Arthropoda; Insecta; Hemiptera; Aphididae. The record is from RefSeq and is a predicted model, not a curated record. Gene Ontology annotation, cellular component: ribosome. The transcript is spliced from 4 exons. Gene Ontology annotation, biological process: translation. Gene Ontology annotation, molecular function: structural constituent of ribosome.
AUAAAAAUUAAUAAUUACCAAUGUGAUAACUGAUAACGAUUAAAUGACAAAUUAUAUGGAAAAGCAGAGUAGUUUUUCGUUGGAAUUUUUAAUGUUUCUCUUUCUUAAUUGUGUUAUAGAUUUUAAGUUUAAUUCUGUCACUUUAAUAUGAUUUAAUAAUAACUAUCCAUUUCAAUAUCAUUCAGUUCUGUUCCCUGUACCGUCAUGUUCAAUACGUUACGUUCACUCAUUCACCCUGGGAACGGUUUAAUUGUAUCAGUUAGGGGCCUUAAGUCUGAUUUGCACAUAAAAUGGGUCCGACCAGAAAAAAUCGCAUGCUGGGAUCCUAAAAAAUCUGGUGACUUGUCACCCCUGGAGCCACUGGAUAUGACUAAACCACCAUUAGAAUAUCAAGAUUCUGAGGAACUAAAAACAGCCAAUGAAUAUGUGCGUAAAGUAUUUUCUUGUGAUUUUAUGGGACGGCGGUAUGCAACGCAAUUGGUUCGCCAACAGCUCAUUGAUAAGGUCAAAUCCAAUAAUUUAGAUUUCACAUCAUGCGAAGUUCAAAUUGCCAGUAUGACAUCAAACAUUCGUAAUCUUCAAGAACACUACAAAUUAGCUCCAAGAGAUAAAAAUUCUAGAGUAGCAUUAAAAGAAAUAAUAGAUAAACGUAAAAAAAGACUGAAACAUUUACGAACUUGGGACUAUAAGAAGUUUGAAUGGUUAUUGGAAAAUUUGGAUUUAAAGUAUCAUCCUCACCCGCCUUAUGAACGAGUAGAAAGAAAAAAAUCAUUACGGCGCCUUACAUCUCAAUGGUGUGAUGAAGUUAAAUCAAAAAAAUUGGCUGAAUAUCGUAAUGAAUUGGAUAACGAAAAAGAAAUAUUUUUGAAACACAAAUUGGAAACAUUAGAAUGGGCUAAAAAAGAAGAGGUUGAAUGUGGAGUAGAACCAACAGUAACUGAUGCUGAUAUUGAAAGUGCCCGUAAACAAUUAGAAGAAUGGAAAAACAGGAAAUCAAUUCAAGAAUAACCAUGUAAUUGUAAAUGAGAAUAGUUAUAAAAAAAGAUUAAAGCUCUUUAAUGUUCAAAAAAACAAUUCUAUAGUAUUAAAUUA